Messenger RNA from Cephus cinctus (wheat stem sawfly), 1803 nucleotides. RefSeq names its product odorant receptor 4. Gene Ontology annotation, biological process: detection of chemical stimulus involved in sensory perception of smell; sensory perception of smell. Gene Ontology annotation, molecular function: olfactory receptor activity; odorant binding. Gene Ontology annotation, cellular component: plasma membrane. The record is from RefSeq and is a predicted model, not a curated record. Lineage: Eukaryota; Metazoa; Arthropoda; Insecta; Hymenoptera; Cephidae. The transcript has 6 exons. The coding region runs from base 520 to 1671 and encodes 383 amino acids.
CAUUUUCUUUAUAGCGCGGAAAUCUUGUUGAAUUUUCGAUAGGGGAUUCUUUGUCUUGAGUCACCAGCCCUCAUUACGUAGUCAGAUAAUGGAUGGUCUAGACGCUAGCUUGCAUGCUGGUCAUUCAAUAUUCAAUACUAAAGAAAAUUGACUAGUCGCCGGGGUGGCUGAUUUCCCUACGUGUAUCUUGCGAACCAAUCAGAGUAAAGAUGUAGUUCACUUCGGGAGUAUCAAAAGAUUUCCUUAUCAGUUUCCAUCGAGCGAUCCGACUAAACUAAUCCUGAGAAGAGUAGAAGUUUUGAUUCGCAUCUCCAAGUAUUUGACUGAUAAAAUUUCAUUGAACAAGUUACAACUGAAUGUGACAAAUAUCAUUUCUAUUUGAAUCGUGUUAUAUUGCCCGUGAAAAUAUAUUCUGCCAGUCUUGCUCUGUGACUCCGAACUCAUUGUGAGGCAUAAAAUUUAAAAGUUUACUGCGUUAGUUAGGUCCAGUGAUAUCGGCUGAUUUUACUUAAAUUCAAAAUGGACAUAUCCGACGCCACGAAAGUGUUAAAAUGGAACAAACGAUUGCUCGACGUUCUAGGGCUGUGGCCUUUGAACUUAAAUGAAGUCAAAUUCUCUUUUUUCUUUAUUUACAUAACAGUUCAGUGUUUUUUACAGUAUGCCGAUUUAGCAGAAUACAUUUACGACUUUAACUAUGUUGUCAGAAAUUUAACAGAGACCAUCGUUUUGAGUAUGAUUUUUCUCAAAAUUUUUAUAUACAGAAUUAUUUCAAAUGAGUUGCGCGAAUUAAUACAGUACAUUCAAGAGGAUUAUUCGGAAAUAGUUUACAGUACGGCUAAUGAAAUAAAAACUUUUCUGCAAUAUACCUUAUUGUCAAAGAGAAUUGUUCAGUGCUUAUUAAUAACAUGUGGAUUUACUACGGUGCUCUUUUACAUGCAGCCAUUAACUACUCAAUUAUUGGCAUACAAUGAGGGAAAUUCAUCGACUUCCUUCAUAUUGCCAUUUCACAUUCGGUUAUUCUUCGAUGUAACGCAAGCGCGAAUAUAUUACAUUAUAUAUGCCUGUGAGAUAUUCGUCGUCCCAUUGGUUUUGUGUGGAUUUAUUGGUACCGAUUGUCUAUUGAUAACGCUGGUGCUACACAUUUGUGGGCAAAUUUCGAUUUUGACAAUGCAAGUGGGAAUUUUGUUGGACGAUCCACGAAAUCUGCGUGAAAAGCUCAAACGGAUCGUCAUAAGGCAUUGUCGUCUGCUAAGACUCUUUGCAAAUUUGCAGUCCGCGUAUUCUGCAUUCCUACUGCAAGAACUUUUUGGUAUAACUUUUCUAAUGUGCUUAGGAAGUUACAAUGUUAUCGCGACUUCUGCCGUGACAGACAGCUCAAAUUUUAUAAGAUUCUUAUUUUAUAUUCUUACUCUAAUAUUUCAACUUUUUGGUAUGUGCUAUAUAGGGGAAUGCGUUACGACUGAGAGCUCAUGCUUGUGCAACGCAUUUUACAAUUGUGAAUGGUACAACAUAUCACCAGAUCAUGCAAAAUCUUUCCUGAUGUGCAUAUUACGAUCGCAAAAGCCUCUCACAUUAACUGCUGGAAAUUUCUUUACAUUCUCCUUGGUAAAUUUCACAAGUGUCGUAAGAACGUCCAUCGGUUAUUUAUCAGUGAUGCGAAAAUUUUUAUAGAUGGUUUAAGAUAUAUCGUGGAACAAGACUUAAUUUUAAGAGCUAUAAGUUAUUGAAUGCACUAACAUAUGGUUUCGAUACGUUUCUGUAUUUUGUCGUGCAUCAUGACUGUAAGAAGAAAAGAAAGACUCA